Sesamum indicum (sesame) is the source of this 922-nucleotide messenger RNA. Its product is annotated as large ribosomal subunit protein uL13w. The record is from RefSeq and is a predicted model, not a curated record. Gene Ontology annotation, molecular function: structural constituent of ribosome; mRNA binding. Gene Ontology annotation, biological process: negative regulation of translation; translation. Lineage: Eukaryota; Viridiplantae; Streptophyta; Magnoliopsida; Lamiales; Pedaliaceae. Gene Ontology annotation, cellular component: ribosome; cytosolic large ribosomal subunit.
AAAACCCUAAUCUCUCGUCACCACUACCCCCAUUACCCCCCGCCUCUUAGAGAGAGAGAGAGAGAGAAGAAAAAUGGUGUCGGGUUCAGGGAUCUGCGCGAAGAGAGUGGUGGUGGACGCUAGGCACCACAUGCUUGGUCGCCUGGCCUCCAUUUUGGCCAAGGAGCUGUUGAAUGGGCAGAAAGUGGUCGUUGUUCGAUGCGAGGAAAUCUGCCUUUCAGGCGGGCUCGUGCGCCAGAAGAUGAAGUACUUGAGGUUCCUCCGUAAGAGGAUGAACACCAAGCCUUCUCAUGGUCCCAUUCAUUUCCGCGCUCCGUCCAAGAUUUUGUGGAGAACGAUUCGUGGGAUGAUCCCCCACAAGACCAAGCGAGGAGCAGCUGCACUUGCUCGUUUGAAGGUUUAUGAGGGUAUUCCACCACCAUAUGAUAAGACUAAGAGGAUGGUUAUUCCUGAUGCUCUCAAGGUUUUGAGGCUUCAAGCUGGUCACAAAUACUGUUUGUUGGGAAGACUCUCAUCAGAAGUCGGAUGGAACCACUAUGAUACUAUCAGGGAGUUGGAGAAGAAGAGGAAGGACAGAGCUCAGGCAACAUAUGAGAGGAAGAAGCAGUUGACGAAAUUGAGACUCAAAGCAGAGAAGGUUGCUGAAGAGAAGCUUGGUGCCCAACUUGACAUAAUCGCCCCAAUCAAGUACUGAAAGAGCACCAUAGUAGUUCUUUGAAGUGCCAAUUUUGUUGGUUAAUGAUGUGUCUGGUGGAUUUGUUUCUGUUAGCAAAAUCUAUUUUGACUUUUAUUUUUCUUGUGUCAAAUACAUUAUCGAAUAUUUUUCCAGUUCCCUAUGACUGAGAUCUUGAAAUCACCAAACAUGUUUUCUGUUUUUGCCUAUUGCAAUACUUCUUAAGGCCAAGUGUUGGGUUUUCACAGA